AUGAAUUCAAAAUCAUCACUUAUAAAUACAUCUCACUCUGAAAACUUGAGUAACACGCUACCAGGAGAUUCACCUAUCUUUCAGCAAUCUGUCACUGCUGAUUUGUCUACUCGGGAUAAUAUAUUCGAUUCACAAGGUAGCCAAGACUCGGCAUCAGUGUUGACUUGCCCCUCAAUACAACCUACAACCUCUUCUACAGAUCACGCAUAUUCACAGUUGCUUGCGGCAUCAUCACCCUAUACUGUGGCUGAAGAAGCAAAUCCAUCACUUGAUUCUGCUGGAAACAUCCUUUUAAAAAAAGGUAAUAGCCAUGAUACCUUGCAUGAAGAACCACAUCUACAAGGUGUACAAAUGUCUGAUUUGAAAAAUAAAAGGCAUCCGCCACGCACAUCCAUGUCUGUAGCCGGACAAGAAACAAAUAAACAACCAUUGUCACAGCUCAACAAUGUGCAAGGACUUUCAAUUCCCCAAAAUAGUAGUAUGCAAAAAAACGAUCCAAAGGAAACACAGAGUAUAGAUGCACAACCAACCAGUGAUUUUCAAGCAGAUAAUAUACAGCAAGGUAUGCUAUAUCCUGACACACGGUCUAGGGAAUUGACAACAGCCUGUGAAGAAACCAAUAAAAACACAUGCCAGCAUAUAUCCCAAGUCAUGCUGCAAUCAAUACAAGCUGAUAUAUUGAAAGCAAAUCCAGUCAAUUCAAACGUGAUGGCAUCCUCCUUAUAUACACAAGCCGAUACAACCGAACCCAACUCGGACACAGAUUGUAUUACUCUUCCAGCUGAGCAAUCACAAACUGAUGCAGACAUAGAUGUUCAAAACAGUAUACAAUCUACCAUAGAUUCAACCCAAGCAGUAGCUUAUAUGAAAACUAAUACUACAAAAUCAAUCAGACAAUCUAUAUUAAUGGAAACAAGCCCAACCAGCAACAAAGCAUCUGAAUCAACAGAUUGUCCAACGCAUUCAGGCUGUCAUAACCACACACGAAUUUCUUCUGCAUUAAUCAACAAAGAGGUUGCAUCAAGUAAGUAUAUACCGCGCCGAAAACCCCGAUCACAACCACCCAACAGCAAAAAAGCACCCCCAUUACCUCCAACACCACCCGAAGUUCAUCCUCCAAUUGCUAAAAACCCAAUUUUUAACAUUUCACCCAGCAUUCUCCUCAAAAACCUAUUACAAGUACACGAACUUCCUACAAAAUCAUCCUACACAAGAAUUCGUCACACAGCAAAAAUAUCUAGUCGACCAACAGUACGAUUGGAUAAAACAUGCAAAUUUGAUGUGAGCAACAGUAACGAUGCUACAAUGUCAAAUUGCGAUGACCAGUUUUCAAAUAUGGGGUUGGUGGAAGGACCUUAUUAUAUACAUCCAUGGGUGACCCAUCCAACUCAAGGCUCAAACAUACAUCACCAGAAUCAAAAACCCCAUGAAAGGGAUGAACCCUUGUCAAUGGUAGAUAUCGAUUCAAAUUUGAUUGCGCAAUAUCGAGAUGAAUCGGCUGCAGUGCAAUCAACAGGACGACGAAGAUUAGUCGAGAUGCCAACAAAUGGGUCAGUUAUGUCGUUGACAGAGUUUCAACAUGCUCUGAAGAAUGAAGACUUUAGAGAUUUGGCGCACGGAAUCGUUCCUAUUACAAGAUAUACCCCAUGUUUGACUAGAGAUAUUGACGAUUUGGAUCAUGACAAACCUUGUGAACUCAAAAACUUGAAAUCGCCAAGCCGGAAAGAAACCAUCCAGUCCAACGAUAAACUUGGCAUUACUUCUAAUCUAAAACAUAAUGAAAAAAUCAAGUGCACGAACAAAAAAGAUUCCCGAAAUUGUUCUGACCAAAAUAAACCACGCGCGAGGUUGAUCACGUCCAAUUCUACCAAGAUAAAGCUGCAUACGUUUAACUGCAACGAAAUGCUAGAGCAAAUAGCCAGUCAACCUAUUUGCAAUGGCACAUUGUGUCCCAGAACUUCAAGCAGGACCGGUGGGCACAAGUCACCUCAACAAGAAAAAACAGAACCUACUCCAAGACCAUUGAUAAAGAAUGUGUCUGAACUAGCUAAAAAACAUCCAAGUGAAAAAGUAAAGAUUGAUGCCGUCAAAGUAAAAGACAAGGCUGUUGAUAUUGAAAAAUGGACUCAAAACGCACAGGUACAUCUGGCAGAGCAAGAUCCAGUCAGUGAAUCAUCAUCGAUUGUAAAGCUUGAUAAUCCACCAACCGACAGCACUGAUCAAAACCAUAGUCAAUUAGUAGCACGACCACUGCAUUUUGAACGAAGUCCAUCACAUCCAAUGGGAUCCGCCAAUUCAUCCACGGCAAUUCAACUCUUGAAACAAGAUUCUGUUAAUUCAAUCGUAUCGGCCUAUACUGUCACUAGAUUGAUUGCGCCAUUACCAGUGCGAUUACCCUCCCUGCCAAUCUAUCUUAAAAGCUCAAUGCUUACACCCGCAUCGUUGUUGAAGCCCAAAACACGAGAAGAGAGAUUGCACUGGUUGUUUUCAAAAGAAUACCCUAUGAUUCAGGUUUACUCGAAAGAAAUAAUCAAGUCAGAAUCAAUACCAAACCAUUCAAAUUCACCCAAAGAGUUGCCAUAUAUUGUUAUACAGUCCAAGCACAGCAGUAUGAGCAAACAGAUAUUCAUGGCAGAUCAUAGACUCAAAAUGCCAGGUAUAUCCUCAAAAGGCCAUCAAACUGCGCUGGAUGAUCGAAAAGAGUGCAUAGCUAGAGCACAAAAACAAGCCAUGAAACUACGCAAUGCACUCAAAACAUCACGUUAUGAGUAG
Molecule: messenger RNA, 2772 nt
Organism: Batrachochytrium dendrobatidis JAM81
Lineage: Eukaryota; Fungi; Chytridiomycota; Chytridiomycetes; Rhizophydiales
Exons: 3
Coding region: 1-2772 (923 amino acids)
Source: RefSeq, a predicted model, not a curated record